Molecule: messenger RNA, 2765 nt
Organism: Chaetomium fimeti
Lineage: Eukaryota; Fungi; Ascomycota; Sordariomycetes; Sordariales; Chaetomiaceae
Exons: 3
Coding region: 209-2677 (822 amino acids)
Biological process (GO): generation of catalytic spliceosome for first transesterification step; mRNA splicing, via spliceosome
Cellular component (GO): Prp19 complex; U2-type catalytic step 2 spliceosome; post-mRNA release spliceosomal complex
Molecular function (GO): protein binding
Source: RefSeq, a predicted model, not a curated record
GCGCCCAAUCGCUAGACCUCGAAAAACGCAGCACGGAAACCGAGCAACCUCGCCGCUGCUGUCCCGCUGUCGCGCGUGCAACCAUCCCGACGACCUGGCAGUGAUGUCACGGCAACGCGCUUUUUAACCAUCUCUCACUUCCCCCGUCCUCCAGCGCCGGAAGCGCCAAUCGGGUUUCUAGCUGCGACGACACGCUCACGCGGAAAACAUGGCUUCGAACCCCCCUUCCGACCGCCAGCCAGACUUGGCCCUGGUGUCGGAGGAGGAUUUCCCCUACGAGCAAGACAUCCAACGCAACCCGGGAAACACAAAACCGUGGCUCGCCUACAUCGAAUACAAGCUCCAGCAUGGGACGGUACGAGAGCAGGCGUUUGUCAUGGAGCGGGCAUGCGUCGAGCUGCCGCGGUCGUACAAGCUGUGGAAGAUGUAUCUCCGGUUUAGGAUGAAGCACAUCGCCAAGCUCAACGCCGCCAUCUUCGCCGCCGAAUACCAAAAAGUCAACGCGCUGUUCGAACGAGCGCUAAUUCUCCUUAACAAGAUGCCCAGGAUAUGGGAGAUGUACCUCAAAUUCCUGAUGCAGCAGCCCCUCGUAACCCUCACCCGACACGCCUUCGACCGGGCGCUCCGGGCGCUCCCAAUUACCCAACACAACAGGAUAUGGGCGCUAUACCGGCCGUUCGCGAACUCUGCCGAGGGAAUGACGGCCGUCAAGAUCUGGCGCCGGUACAUGCAGGUCCACCCCGAGGACGCCGAGGACUUUAUCGAGCUGCUGGUCCAUACCGGGCUCUACACCGAGGCCGUCAACAAGUACACCGAUAUCCUCGAUAACCCACGGUUUCAGAGCAAAAACGCAAAGGGCCACUAUGAGCUAUGGAGCGAGAUGGUCGAUCUGCUGGUUGAGCAUGCGGUCGACAUAGAAACGGGUCACGAGGCAGACAUCGACGUGGAAGGCAUCAUCCGGAGCGGAAUCGAACGGUUUGGCGACCAACGAGGGAAGUUGUGGUGCGGGUUAGCGACCUACUGGAUCCGGCGAGGCGAUUUCGAACAGGCGAGGGAUGUGUUUGAGGAGGGGAUCACCACGGUCAUGACGGUGCGAGACUUUACGCUCGUGUUCGACUCGUAUACCGAGUUUGAGGAAUCCAUCAUUGGGGCGUUGAUGGAGGUUGCGUCGACACGAGCCGAAAAGGGCGUAGUGGACGAGGGUGCCGAUUUCGAUCUCGACAUCCGCAUGAUGCGCUUCGAGCACCUCAUGGACCGCCGGCCCUUUCUCCUGAACGACGUACUGCUCCGGCAGAAUCCCAACAAUGUGACUGAGUGGGAGAAGCGGGUCGCACUAUGGGGCGAGAACAACCAAGAGGUGGUGCAGACGUACACCGACGCCAUUGCCGCCAUCCAGCCAAAGAAGGCGGUCGGCGCAUUCCAUCAACUAUGGGCCAAUUACGCCAAGUUCUACGAGAAAGGGGGAGACUUGAGAAAUGCCCGGGUCAUUAUGGAGAAGGCGGCCAAGGUUCCGUUCAAGUCGGUGGCGGAGCUCGCCGACAUGUGGAUCGAAUGGGCCGAGAUGGAGCUGCGAAACGAGAACUUCGACGAGGCCGUCAGGAUCAUGGCCAAGGCGACUCAGGCACCUAAGAGGUCAACGGUAGACUACUUCGACGAGACGCUAUCACCACAACAACGUGUGCACAAGAGCUGGAAGCUAUGGAGUUUCUACGUCGACCUUGUGGAGAGUGUAAGCUCUCUCGAGGAGACCAAGAAGGUCUACGAAAGGAUAUUUGAACUCCGGAUCGCGACGCCGCAAACCGUCGUAAAUUACGCCAACCUCCUCGAAGAACACAAAUACUUUGAGGAGUCGUUCAAGAUCUACGAGCGCGGCCUCGAUCUUUUCAGCUACCCGGUUGCCUUCGAGCUGUGGAAUCUCUACCUCACCAAGGCGGUGGAUCGCAAGAUCGGCAUAGAGCGCUUACGAGAUCUGUUUGAGCAGGCGGUCCUCGACUGCCCGCCCAAGUUCGCCAAGGUCAUCUACCUCAUGUACGGCAACCUCGAAGAGGAGCGCGGGCUGGCGCGGCACGCCAUGCGCAUCUACGAGCGCGCUACGCGAGCGGUAUCGGACGAAGACCGGGCGGACAUGUUCAACUUCUACAUCACCAAGUCGGCCUCCAACUUCGGCCUACCGUCGACCCGCCCCAUCUACGAGCGGGCCAUCGCGACGCUGCCGGACAACGAGGCGCGCGACAUGUGCCUGAAAUUCGCCGACAUGGAGAAGAGGCUCGGCGAGAUCGACCGCGCCAGGGCCAUCUACGGGCAUGCGUCGCAGUUCUGCGACCCGCGGACGAACCCAGACUUCUGGACCAAGUGGGAGCAGUUCGAGGUGCAGCACGGCAACGAGGACACGUUCAAGGAGAUGCUGCGCAUCAAGCGCAGCGUCCAGGCGCAGUACAACACGGACGUCAACUUCAUCGCCUCGCAGGCGCUCGCCAAGAGCCAGCUGCAGAGGCAGCAGGAGGGCGGCGAGGAGGUGGACGAGGAGGUCGCCGACGCCAUGGAGCAGCUGGAGAGGCAGGCCCGCGCGCCGGCCGGGUUUGUGGCCGCGUCCGAGGGGCUCAAGGGCAAUGUGGCCAGCCAGCCGGUCGAGGUGUCGAACCCCGAUGCCAUCGACCUUGACGAUAUGGACGAAUGACAUGAUUUCUCGGCUUAGACGGGGUGGGGGUCGUGUAUGCUUUUCUUCAGAAGGGGGGCCACGCAGGAGGAUGUAUUCUGGGGUGUGG